Ipomoea nil (Japanese morning glory) is the source of this 1290-nucleotide messenger RNA. Its product is annotated as CLAVATA3/ESR (CLE)-related protein 25. The transcript has 2 exons. The record is from RefSeq and is a predicted model, not a curated record. The coding region runs from base 476 to 787 and encodes 103 amino acids. Lineage: Eukaryota; Viridiplantae; Streptophyta; Magnoliopsida; Solanales; Convolvulaceae.
CUUCUCUUUCCCUUUAAAACGAACUGUGCCUGAAAAAUAAAGGGGGAGUGUCCCAUUGGCUGUUGCAUGAAAAUGCACACACCACAGUAAAGGAAUAGUUCCCAAUGAAACCAAUCAACCUAAAGCAGUAUGGGACAACUAACUUUGUUUUUAAAUAGUUUUCUUUUUCUAAUUUUAAUUGUUUUUCCCUCUUCUUGCUUUUAGUUUCUUUUUUGUUUCUUUGGUUGUAUAAAAGUCUUGGCUAUGAUAGUUGGUCUUUCAAAAAAGAGUGACAGAAUUGCUUGUGUUCUCUAUGGACACAACUGCUUAGUGCUUACCCACCUUCAUAUUUAUGCUUGAAAAUUUUGAUCUGUUAGCUCCUACCUGCAACAUUGUCGUCUUAACAGAAAUAUGGUGGUUUUGUCCUCCCGGCCUUUACGCCUAGCUUAUGGUGAGUUGAAGUUUGGUAGCAGAGAGUAGCGGGGGGGAAAGAGAUAUGGCUGGCAGGGGUGGUGGAUCGAGCACUGUGAAGGCUUCAAUAGCGGGUGUUUUAUUUGUUAGUUUUCUCUGGUUUUUGUUUGUAGGAGUUUUGGCCAACAACCAGGCAACAAAAGCUGACAUAGUAGAGGCCACGACGAUCCCCCCAAGAAAUUUCGACAUUUGGAAGCUGAUAAGAAGCAACAGACAACAUUCUCUUCAUCACGCCUCUGAUUUCAACUAUGUCAGCAAAAGAAGAGUACCAAAUGGACCUGAUCCCAUUCACAACAGGAGAGCGGGGGAAUACAGACAACAGCCUCUUCAACCCUGAGUACAAAAAAGCUUCCCAUGGAGAAGCUGCAGACUGCAGUUCAUAUGCAAAUGUUUUAUUAGUUUUACAUCAUUAAUCUGUCGAGACAUCCUAGAUUAAGUUUCCAUCCUUGUUUGUUGUUCUGGCAAUGUCGGUUUUGUGCUGAAUGUAAAACAUUGAGAAAACGAAGCGUGUGAUUGUAGAGAUCAAAGACUGAAAUUACAAGCAGCAACAUGAAGCUAAAAAUGGUGGUUGUAUGCAGGGUGUUAACAAAGGCCACAGCUUUUUGAGGGGAGUCAUAUGAUAGUCAUAGGUAUGUGUUUGUCUGCACUUUUUAAGAUUUAUGGGUUGUCUUUCUUUUUUUUUUUUUUUUUUUUUUUUGCAUUGCAGAAGAAAAAGAAAAAAGAAAAUGAGAGAAUUACAGUGAAAAAAAGUGGAGUGCUUCCCAAGAAAUCUAACCGUGUGUGAAUUAAAGGAGCAUUGCCUUUGCUUUUAACGAUUGGAUUGCCUCUUUUUGCACCAAA